Molecule: messenger RNA, 2614 nt
Organism: Carassius auratus (goldfish)
Lineage: Eukaryota; Metazoa; Chordata; Actinopteri; Cypriniformes; Cyprinidae
Product: delta(24)-sterol reductase-like
Exons: 9
Coding region: 207-1757 (516 amino acids)
Biological process (GO): steroid metabolic process
Cellular component (GO): cytoplasm; membrane
Molecular function (GO): FAD binding; Delta24(24-1) sterol reductase activity
Source: RefSeq, a predicted model, not a curated record
UGCAGAUGACAAAUAGUGUGUGAGCAAGUGGGGAAACCGCGUUAAAUAGCAGUUUAUUAGACAGCGCUAAUGCAUGUGGUUUUAUGCUCGUCCGCUGUGAAUAAUAAUAAAAAAAGCGUCUGUGAAGUCAAAACCCAGCAACAAGCUCCAUGCGUUUUUAAAUUGCAUUGUAAUUAGGCGAUUUGUGAUUUAAACAAGCUGUCGGAAUGAAUCCGUUAUUAUAUUUGGGAGGGUUAGUUGUCUUGUUUUUGGUGUGGAUUAAGGUGAAGGGCUUGGAGUACGUGAUAGUACACCAGAGAUGGAUCUUCGUUUGCCUCUUUCUGCUCCCCUUGUCAGUCAUCUUUGAUGUGUACUAUUACCUGCGCGCGUGGAUCAUCUUCAAGAUGUGCUCAGCACCCAAGCAGCACGACCAGAGAGUCAGAGAUAUCCAGAGACAGGUGCGAGAAUGGAAAAAAGAGGGAGGGAAGAAACAUAUGUGCACAGGUCGUCCAGGAUGGCUGACUGUAUCUCUCAGGGUGGGAAAGUACAAGAAGACGCACAAGAACAUCAUGAUUAACAUGAUGGACAUUCUGGAGGUGGACACAAAACGGCAGGUGGUGCGUGUGGAACCCUUAGCCAACAUGGGUCAGGUGACUGCUCUGCUCAACUCUAUUGGCUGGACCCUGCCAGUGUUGCCUGAACUCGAUGACCUCACAGUUGGUGGGCUGGUGAUGGGAACAGGUAUCGAGUCUUCAUCUCACAUCUAUGGCCUGUUUCAGCACAUUUGUGUGGCUUUUGAGCUGGUGUUGGCUGAUGGUAGUCUGGUCCGCUGCACUGAGAAAGAAAACUCUGACCUCUUCUAUGCCGUUCCCUGGUCCUGCGGUACUUUGGGGUUCCUGGUUGCAGCAGAGAUCCGGAUAAUCCCAGCUCGCAAAUGGGUGAAGCUUUGCUACGAACCUAUACGAGGCCUGGAUGCUAUCUGCAAGAAGUUUGCAGAGGAAUCAGCCAACAGGGAGAACCAGUUUGUGGAGGGACUGCAGUACUCUCGGGACGAGGCUGUGAUUAUGACGGGCACCAUGACCGAUCACGCAGAGCCUGACAAGACUAACUGUAUAGGCCACUAUUACAAGCCGUGGUUCUUUCGGCAUGUGGAGGGUUUCCUGAAACAGAACCGUGUUGCAGUGGAGUACAUUCCUCUCCGGCACUAUUACCACAGACACACCCGCAGCAUCUUCUGGGAAUUACAAGACAUCAUUCCGUUUGGGAAUAACCCAUUGUUCAGGUAUGUGUUCGGCUGGAUGGUUCCUCCGAAGAUCUCUCUACUGAAGCUCACUCAGGGAGAGACCAUCCGCAAGCUAUACGAGCAGCACCACGUGGUGCAGGACAUGCUGGUCCCUAUGAAGCACAUCAAGAGUGCCAUCCUACGCUUCCACGAGGACAUACAGGUGUAUCCUCUGUGGCUUUGUCCCUUCAUGCUGCCCAACCAGCCAGGAAUGGUGCAUCCUAAAGGAGAUGAAGAUGAACUGUAUGUUGAUAUCGGAGCGUACGGGGAGCCCCAAGUCAAACACUUUGAGGCCAGAUCCUCCACACGCCAGCUGGAGAAGUUUGUCAGAGACGUUCAUGGAUUCCAGAUGCUGUAUGCUGAUGUAUAUAUGGAGCGUCAGGAAUUCUGGGAAAUGUUCGAUGGCACGUUGUAUCAUAAACUCAGAAAGCAACUCACCUGUGAAGAUGCGUUUCCUGAAGUCUAUGACAAAAUCUGCAAGACCGCAAGACACUGAAUCCAAACGAACCCGAAAAGAGUGACCAGCAGAACAGCUGAAAAAAACUGUACUUCCCUUUUGUUGAAGUAAAUGAACACAUUGGGCAAAAACUCUUAUUUCUUGAAGGAGCACCAGCUAAAUUUUUAACCGCCUUGUUGUAUAUCUAUGUUUAAGAAAAAAAAGUAAAGGCCCUUAUUAUUCCUAAGGUUUAAUACAUGCUUAGAUUUAUUAAAACAAUAUAUAAUACUUAAGAGACAGUUUUUCUAGUGCAUUCAAAUGUGAAUAAACUAUAAAUGAAACCAUUUUAGAGUACUUUGCAUAAUGAUCUGUUAAACAUUAUAUAAUUAUUUUUUAUUAUUAGAAAAGAGUUACCAAUAACUAUUUCUAUAUACACAUACACACACACACACAUACACACACACACAUUCCCUAUUUUCCUACAUUGUGAGUGUUGCCUACCUCAACAGUCAUUUAUUUUUUUAGGUGUAUUCAAAAGGAUAUUUUAUCUACUAAAAUCAUUAUAGAGCACUUCUUAUAUCAGCCUGGCACAAUUUGUGCUUGUAUUUAAGUAUUUGUUUUCGACCCAUAAAGUACCACUUUUUAUUAGAAAGCACAUUAUUUUUUGAUAAUUAUGGGAUUACUUUUGUCAUUAGUACAGUUACUGUUAUCGUUGGUUACAUAGAUUAGGUUAUUUUAAUUCUAUGAACAAAACAAUAACAAUAAUGUAUUUGUGGCCUUCUGAAUGUGUUUUUGCCCUUCUAUACUGCAUUCACGGUAUAUUUCUGUAUUUGUAUUUUCACUGUACUGAAAGAGUUAUGGAUGUCACAUAAUUAGCAGUCUCAACAAAUCCAUCAAAAUGAAUAAUUUAACUCCUC